CCACGCGCGUGAUAGGAAGAGGUUAGUUCUUGACUCAUUCAAACUUUUUGUAAACAUUGCUCUGCUUUUACUGUGAAAAGACGUGCUUUCUGUACCGGGGAGGACUCAAGAAGACAGUGACGGAUACCGAAACUCGAUAAACUCGGUAGUUUGUGGUGGUUUGUGAUUUUAAACUUAGGUUGGACAGUGAGACUAUUAAACUACACCGUGGCUAUCUCUCUGCGUUGGAUGGGCGUGUAGGAGUUAGCAAACAAGCUAACUUUUCUUCGCACUUUAACGGACUUUUAACCGUUUUAUACAAGUUUUGGACCAACUUUCAGCGAGUAUCUUGUUUAAAGGUAAUUUGAAGUAGGUAUAUUUUUCCUGAAACGCCACUACAAGUGUAGUGGAGGUCCUACCGCGUGUUUUCCGUCGACGACGCUGGGGUUUAAAUCCUGAAAAUGUCGAGCUACGGCCGCCAUCGCCACGGAUCCCCUUCACCCAAAACUCGCCCGAUUCGCCAAAAGCUACAGUUUACAUCGAGUGAUGGCGAAGAUGACGCUAUUGAGGAUGUUAAUAACAGUACCGGAGGAGAGUCCGGCUUCACGGAGUUGGACUCCCCGAUGCCUGUACGGAGGGGCACCGCUGGGGGAGGCAGCAGCCCCCUGAACCAGACCAGUGGGGACGACGACGUGGAGCUGUGGGACGAGGAGAGCUUUGGUUCUCCGUCUCACCUGCGGUCACCCAGCAGUGUUAUCUUUGCUAACUGCUCACCUUCACCGAGGAAAAUGUCCCGGCUGUAUGGAGGAUCACCUGAGCGGUCCUACGUCCAGGAUGACGGGGAAGGAUCCAGCUCACCGAUCCCAGACUGCCCCGACACACCUCCGCAUAAAACUUUCAGAAACCUGCGGCUGUUUGAUACUCCACACACACCAAAGAGUUUGUUGUCCAGAGCAAGAGGCUCCGGCCCGGGAUCCUCUAGCAGAAGAGUUGCCCUGUUCAAGAAUGUGGAGCCUUCAGGAAAGUCAAUCACAGACAGCAACAGGAGACAGCCGACCCCCCUGGUCAACUUUAACCCCUUCACACCGGACUCCAUCCUCAUACAGUCAGCCACACAGCAGAGAAACAACAGGAAGAGGGCACACUGGAAUGACUCCUGUGGAGAGGACAUGGAGGCGAGUGACGGUGAAGGAGAGGAGGAAAUACUGCCACCAUCUAAGAGGAUCACCAUGAUGGAAAGCAACAUGAUGUCCAGGUACACGUCAGAGUUCCUCGAGUUGGAGAAGAUUGGCUGUGGCGAGUUUGGUGCUGUGUUCAAGUGCGUGAAGAGACUCGAUGGCUGCAUCUACGCCAUCAAGAGGUCCAAGAAACCUCUGGCUGGAUCAGUGGACGAACAGAACGCCCUGCGGGAGGUGUACGCCCACGCCGUGCUGGGCCAGCAUCCUCACGUGGUGCGCUACUACUCAGCCUGGGCCGAGGACGACCACAUGCUCAUCCAGAAUGAGUAUUGUAAUGGCGGCACGCUCUCAGACGUCAUCACAGAGAACUAUAGGAGACUCAGCUACCUGUCUGAGCUGGAGCUGAAAGAUCUGCUGCUGCAAGUCACACGAGGACUGCGAUACAUCCACUCGACCUCUCUGGUGCACAUGGACAUCAAACCCAGUAACAUCUUUAUUUCUCGGAGGUCUGUAUCAAGCUGUGAAGAGUGUGAUGAAGAUGAAGGACUGACCACCAGUGUCGUCUAUAAAAUAGGUGAUCUUGGUCAUGUGACACGAGUAAACAACCCACAGGUGGAGGAGGGAGACAGCAGAUACCUCGCUAACGAAGUCUUACAGGAGAACUACAGUAACUUAACAAAGGCGGACAUCUUUGCUCUGGCUCUGACGGUGGUCAGUGCAUCAGGGGCGGAGCCUCUUCCUACAAAUGGAGACAAAUGGCACGAAAUCCGGCAAGGAAAACUCCCCGCCAUCCCACAAGUGCUCUCUCAAGAUUUCCUCAGUCUGCUCAAGCUGAUGAUCCAUCCUGAUCCCAGCAGACGACCGUCAACCUCUGAGCUCAUCAAACACCCGGUGCUCCUCACGGCUGCCAGGAUGAGCGCAGACCAGCUAAGAGUCGAACUCAACGCGGAGAAGUUCAAGAACGCACUGCUACAGAAGGAGUUGAAGAAAGCCCAGCAGGCCCGAGCUGCAGCAGAGGAGAAGGUUUUAUCCACAGACAGGGUCCUGACCCGCUCCACACUCCAGUCCAACCCCAGAACCUCCAGACUCAUCGGCAAGAAGAUGAACCGAUCGGUCAGCCUCACCAUCUACUGAGACUGCGACUGAACAUGAAGGCUCAUGGACCUUUUAAAUCAAAGAACAGUCUCUUUAGAAGAGGAGAGGCCUGUCAGUGGUGGUGUUGGGCUUUAGCGCCCAGUCGAAGCUGUGUAGACUGUUACCAAACUGGAAGUCAACUCUAACAGACUCUCUUAGUUCAGCUCUUUUGUUUUCUGAUGGACUUUAUCUUUGGAGAAUCCUAAAGGUAGUUACUGUACCUUUCCACACACUGUCAUUCCUUAGUUUUCAUAAACAUCAGGCUCUCUCUUCAUUUCUACCCUCGCACUUCCCUCGACAAAGACCCGAAGCUGCAGUGAAACCUCCUCUUCAGUGUGAAUGUACUCGCCGUAGCCGUGCGCACCUUACUGCCUGUCAAACGCCUGAUGCUGGGUACCAGAGAGUCUGACGGUUUCUGUUUGUAAAGGAGCACUUUGGAGGCAACACGUUGGAUUUUGCCAGAAAAGAAAAUUAGAAUAAAAUGCUGCUAUUGAUGUUUUGUGUGUCAGGGUUGGCCGAUUUCAGGUUCUCGAGGUCGUUGGCUCUUAUAUUCACAUAGCAGGAGUCCGGUUUCCUACUUUGACCUCUUCAUUUACACUUUUAUUUUCCGGUGGGAUGAAAAUGGAUCAUGCCAUUUCUAGAAAAUCAUCCAGUUUGGUUUGAAGAACCCAAUCCCUACAACUAACUUGUUAUCUUUGAGUUAAAACUGAUCCAUAGUGUUUUGAUUUGCUGUUAAUUGGUGCUGCCAACCCUGCAUGUAGCAUUAGAACAAUCAUUGUCCUGUUCUCUGGAUCCUCAUGUUUUCAACUUUUUUUUCUACCAUAAGCCGUCAUUAAUUACUGUUUAGAAAGAAAGCUCAUCUUUUUGUUUGUGUAACCCAUAACACAAUCAUUUUUGUUGUUUAACUGUUUGUAAAUAUGUUCUUUUAAUAAAUUCUCACCUACCAAACC
This is a messenger RNA of Cheilinus undulatus (humphead wrasse), 3241 nucleotides long. RefSeq names its product WEE1 G2 checkpoint kinase (gene wee1). Gene Ontology annotation, cellular component: nucleus. The transcript is spliced from 10 exons. NCBI's taxonomy places the organism in Eukaryota, Metazoa, Chordata, Actinopteri, Labriformes, Labridae. Gene Ontology annotation, biological process: mitotic cell cycle; protein phosphorylation. The record is from RefSeq and is a predicted model, not a curated record. Gene Ontology annotation, molecular function: ATP binding; magnesium ion binding; non-membrane spanning protein tyrosine kinase activity. Bases 441 to 2291 code for a protein of 616 amino acids.